AUGGACUCUCUGGAUGCACCAGACACUCAGUUUGGGUUUGAUCUUUUCAAAAGGCUGAAUAACAGGAAAAAUGGCAACAUCUUCUUUUCUCCUGUGGGCAUGUCCACUGCCGUGGGAAUGCUCCUCCUGGGGAGUGAACGAGCCACCUCUACCCCAUUACAGAAGAUGCUUUUCUCUGAAAAAGACACCAGCUCAAACAUAAAAAUGCAAGAAAAAGAUAUGGGGAGACAUACUGAGAAGACAAAAGAGAGUCACCAUCAACUCCAAAGGCUUUCAAGUGACUUAAGCAAACCCACAAGUGAUUAUGAGCUGAAAAUAGCCAAUAGGUUAUUUGGAGAAAAAACCCAUCUCUUCCUUCAGAAAUACUUAGAUUAUGUUGAAAAAUAUUUUCAUGCUUCUCUGGAACCUGUCGAUUUUCUAAAUGCAACAGAUGAAAGUCGAAAGAAGAUCAAUUCCUGGGUUGAAAGCCAAACCAAUGAAAAAAUCAAGGACCUGUUUUCAGAUGGUUCUCUCAACAGCUCCACCAAGCUGGUGGUGGUGAACAUAGUUCAUUUCAAAGGACAGUGGGACAGGGAGUUUAAGAAGGAAGAUACCAUAGAGGAAGAAUUUUGGCUGAGUAAGAGUCUGAGUAAAUCUGUACCAAUGAUGACACAAUGCCAAUCCUUUAGCUUCACUUCCCUGGAGAACUUGCCAGCCAAAAUUCUUGGCAUUCCUUAUAAAAACAAUGACCUAAGCAUGUUUGUGUUGCUGCCAGAUGACAUAGAUGGUCUAGAGAAGAUAAUAGAUAUCAUCAGCCCGGAGAAUCUGGUGGAGUGGACGCGCCCUGGGAACAUGGAGCAGAGGGCAGUCUGUGUGCACCUGCCACGCUUCCAGGUGGAGGACAGCUAUGACCUGGAAGCAGUGCUGGGUGUCCUAAGGGAGAACUGCGCUCGGGACUCGGAGCACUCCUCACACUUGGAUAUGCACAUCCAGAAGUUCUUGCACAAGUCCUUCCUGGUGGUGACCGAGGAUGGUACGGAGGCUGGGGCUAGCACCGGUGUGGACUUUACAGUCAACGCAGUACCAGGCUAUGAGAAUUUUAUUUGCAAUCACCCUUUCCUGUUCUUCAUCAAACACAGGGACUCAGACAGUGUCCUCUUCUUUGGCAGAUUUUCUAUUCCAUAA
Suncus etruscus (white-toothed pygmy shrew) is the source of this 1164-nucleotide messenger RNA. RefSeq names its product serpin family B member 13 (gene SERPINB13). NCBI's taxonomy places the organism in Eukaryota, Metazoa, Chordata, Mammalia, Eulipotyphla, Soricidae. The transcript has 7 exons. Gene Ontology annotation, molecular function: serine-type endopeptidase inhibitor activity. The record is from RefSeq and is a predicted model, not a curated record. The coding region runs from base 1 to 1164 and encodes 387 amino acids.